This is a messenger RNA of Emys orbicularis (European pond turtle), 3014 nucleotides long. It is a transcript of the gene ANPEP, whose product is annotated as alanyl aminopeptidase, membrane. The coding region runs from base 54 to 3014 and encodes 986 amino acids. Gene Ontology annotation, biological process: peptide catabolic process; proteolysis. Gene Ontology annotation, molecular function: peptide binding; zinc ion binding; metalloaminopeptidase activity. Gene Ontology annotation, cellular component: cytoplasm; plasma membrane. The record is from RefSeq and is a predicted model, not a curated record. The transcript has 21 exons. Lineage: Eukaryota; Metazoa; Chordata; Testudines; Emydidae.
GCCCCUGUGGAGCUUGGAGCGUGCACCCUGGGGAUGAAGCCACAAAGCGCACCAUGGCAGCCGGCUUCUUCGUCAGCAAGACCCUGGGCAUCGUGAGCAUGAUCCUGGGCCUGGGCGCCGUGGCCACCAUCAUCGCCCUCUCAGUCGUGUACUCGCAGGAGAAGGAAAAAAACGCAGCGACUUUGCUGCCCAGCAUCGCUUCCACCCCAGCCACCACUCCCGGCAAAGCCACCCCAGCCACCACUCCCAGCAAGGCCACCCCGGCCAACGUGACCAACACAACCCCCCUGGCCACCACGGCCGCCCCCGCCAAUCCCUGGAACAACUUCAGACUCCCCCAGUCCCUGAUCCCGGAGCACUAUGCCGUGACCCUGCAGCCCUUCCUGACCAAGGACGCCUCCGGCCUCUACAUCUUCAAAGGAAACAGCACCGUGCGCUUCUCCUGCCAGAAUGCCACCGACCUCAUCCUGAUUCACAGCAAGCAGCUCAACUACACGGAGCAGAGCGGCUUCCUUGUCUCGCUGCAGGGGGUGAGUGGCUCCAGCCCCCCGCCCAUCACAAAGACCUGGCUGGAGACCCAGACCCAGUAUCUGGUGGUGCAGCUCCAGGGGCCGCUGGAGAAAGGCAAGAGCUACGAGCUAGUCAGCAGCUUCACGGGGGAGCUGGCCGAUGACCUGGCUGGCUUCUACCGCAGCGAGUAUGUGGAGGAUGGAGUGAACAGGGUCGUGGCCACCACGCAGAUGCAGGCUCCCGACGCGCGGAAAGCCUUCCCCUGCUUCGACGAGCCCGCCAUGAAGGCCAACUUCACGGUCACACUGAUCCACAGCCCCAGCCACACGGCACUGUCCAACAUGCCUGUGCAGAGCUCCGUGCAGCAGACCAUCGAUGGCACCAGCUGGAACAUCACUGAAUUCCAGACCACCCCCAAGAUGUCCACAUACCUGCUGGCCUUCAUCGUCAGCCAGUUCGAGGCAGUGCAGGCCAUGCAGGACAACGUGCUGAUCCGGAUCUGGGGCCGGCCAAAGGCCAUCGCAGCCGGGCAAGGGGACUAUGCACUCAACGUGACCGGGCCCAUCCUCAAGUUCUUCGAAAACCAUUACAACACGUCAUACCCACUGCCCAAGUCUGACCAGGUUGCCCUUCCAGACUUCAACGCAGGUGCCAUGGAGAACUGGGGACUGGUGACGUACCGGGAGAACUCGCUGCUCUACGACCCUCUCUUCUCCUCCAUUGGCAACAAGGAGAGGGUGGUGACGGUGAUCGCUCAUGAGCUUGCCCACCAGUGGUUCGGGAACCUGGUGACCCUGCGCUGGUGGAACGACCUGUGGCUGAACGAGGGCUUUGCCUCCUACGUGGAGUACCUGGGCGCGGACUCAGCUGAGCCUUCCUGGCACAUCAAAGACCUGAUAGUGCAGAGUGAGAUGUACCGUGUGAUGAAGGUCGACGCGCUGGCCUCCUCGCACCCGCUUUCCUUCCUGGAGAGCGAGAUCAACACACCGGCGCAGAUCAGCGAGGUCUUCGACUCCAUCGCCUACAGCAAGGGGGCGUCGGUGCUGCGGAUGCUCUCGGAGUUCCUCACGGAGGACAGCUUCAAGAAGGGGCUGCAGUCCUACCUCCACGCCUUCAGCUACGGAAACACGGUCUACGACGAUCUGUGGACUCAUUUGCAAAAGGUGGUGGAUGAAGACAAAAUUCAGCUCCCCACCACCAUCAAAGGCAUCAUGGAUCGCUGGACACUGCAGAUGGGCUUCCCCAUGGUGACUGUGAACACGAAAGUUGGCUCCAUUAGCCAGAGACACUUCUUACUGGACACCGAAUCCACUGUCGAGCGGCCCUCGGCGUUCAACUACACCUGGAUAGUCCCUGUCACUUGGAUGAAGCAGCAGGAUGGGGCAGAACAGAUGUACUGGCUCACCGAGACCUCAGCCACCAACUCAUCGUUUGUGGUGACUGGUGCCUCCAACUGGCUCCUGCUCAACAUCAACGUGACGGGGUAUUUCCGGGUGAACUACGACCAGGACAACUGGAACAAGCUGCUGACCGAGAUGGGCACCAGUCACGAGGCCAUCCCGGUGAUAAACCGAGCCCAGAUCAUUGACGAUGCCUUUAACCUGGCCAGGGCUAAACACAUCAACAUCACGCUGGCUCUGAAUACUACCACCUACCUGGGCAAGGAGCGGGAGUACCUGCCCUGGAGCGCCGCCCUCGACAACCUGGGCUACUUCCGCCUGAUGUUUGACCGCAGCGAGGUGUACGGCCCCAUGCAGAAAUACAUCCGGAAGCAGGUGACCCCCUUGUUCCAGUACUUUGGAAACAUCACCUCCAACUGGACCAGGCUCCCGGAUGGCUUGAUGGAGCAGUACAACGAGAUCAACGCCAUCAGCACGGCCUGUUCCCAAGGCGUCAGUGAGUGCACGCAGCUGGCGGCCGCCUUCUUCAACCAGUGGAAGCAAAACCCCAGCAACAACCCGAUCCCCCCGAACCUGCGCUCCUCCAUCUACUGCAGCGCCAUAGAGACGGGCAGCGAGGCGGACUGGGACUUCCUCUGGCAGAUGUUUAAAAACGCCACGGUGGUGGCCGAAGCCGACAAGCUCCGCUCGGCCCUGGCCUGCAGCAAGGAGCCUUGGAUCUUGAAAAGGUAUCUGGAGUACUGCCUGGAUCCCAGCAAAAUCCGGAAGCAGGACGCCACAUCCACCAUCAACAGCAUCGCCAGUAACGUGGUGGGGCAGAGCCUGGCCUGGGACUUCAUCCGGGGCAACUGGAAGACCCUUUUCAGCCAGUACGGCGGGGGCUCCUUCUCCUUCUCGGGCCUGAUCCAGGUGGUGACGCAGCGGUUUGCCUCUGAGUUCGAGCUGCAGCAGCUGGAGCAGUUCAAGGCAGACAACGCCGACGUGGGCUUUGGCUCGGGCACGCGGGCGCUGGAGCAGGCGCUGGAGAAGACCAAAGCUAAUAUCAAAUGGGUGGCAGAGAACAAGGAGACGGUGCUGACGUGGUUUGAGACGGCAAGCAGCUGA